GCCGAUUAAGGUUUACUUGAGGAAAAAUUUGGGGAACUGACACCAUGACGAGUCCGCCCAGGGUGAGCAUGGAGAUCACCGAUGAGAUGCUCAAGAGCAUGGAGGUCGGACUGGCCUUCAGAGACUAUGUGCUGCCACCGCGCCAUGCCACCAGUACCAUGGCCAUUUGCGCAGGCGAACCGUUUCAAUUUGCAAAUGAACUGGUGGACUACUGGACAUUGGCAUAGGGCACGUCAAUUCUGGAAACAAUCAAAAUGUAGCCAAAUUUCUCUGAUAUUACCAACAAUGAUAAUGCUCAAGAGAUCCAAUUGCUGUCAAGACUCUUAUGGUGGCGCAGCCAAGCAGAUACCCUUUGGUCCGUCCCCUCCCCUCUUCCUGCCGCUCCUCACGCUUGCAACGCCGCCGCUCCUACUUCCAUCUAGCGGAACAUAGAUCCAUCCAUCCCCGGCCUGGAUUGGCUGGUUCCUUCUGCUGCUACCAAUCUGAAUCCAUCCAUCGGCCUCGAUUAGUUCAUUCCUUCUGUUGGUUCUUCUUCUGUGCUCAAGGCCAUAUUCUUGAUAGCUGAUUGAUUGAAUUUGAGGGCAGUUUGUUUUUCAAGAUUUUGAGGGGGUUUUUGUCCAUGAUGAGUCCGUCCAGGGUGAGCAUGGAGAUCAACAACGAGGUGCUCAAGAGCAUGAAGAAAGGGCUGGCCUUCCAAGGCUAUAAUGGCAGAAUUAGUUCUAUGGAUUUUCACAGCAAGGCUACGAACUAUCUCGUGACAGCCAGUGAUGAUGAAUCAAUCCGCCUAUAUGACACUCAAAAUGCAUUGUGUUUGAAGACUAUUAAUAGCAAAAAGUAUGGGGUCGAACUUGUUUGCUUCACUGAUAACCCAGGCAUUGUCUUAUAUUCAUCGAAAAAUGGCUGGGAUGAAUCUCUGCGUCUACUCUCACUGAAUGAUAACCGGUUUCUUAGAUAUUUUAAAGGUCACCUUGACAGGGUUGUCUGCAUCUCAUUUUGCUCUGAAAAAGAAAAUUUUCUCUCUGGUUCAAUUGAUCGCACCGUUCUCUUAUGGGAUCAGCGGGCUGAAAAAUCACAGGGCUUACUGCGUGUGCAAGGGAGGCCUGCAGUUUCAUAUGAUGAUCAGGGCAUGGUAUUUGCAGUUGCCUAUGGUGGUCACAUAAGGAUGUUUGAUGCUCGAAAAUUUGAAAAGGGGCCUUUUGAGAUAUUCUCUAUCGGUAAUGAUGAUUCAGAAGCCCAUGUCAUAAAGUUCAGUAGUGAUGGCAGGCGGAUUCUGGUAACCACUAAAGCUGGGCGUGUUCAUGUGCUAGAUUCAUUCCAUGGCAGCAGCAUUGCAUCAUACAAUGUGAAGCCAGUGGUAACCAAUUCAACGCUGGAGGCAUCAUUCAGUCCUGAUGGAAACCAUAUCAUAUCUGGCUCUGGUGAUGGUAGUGUUUAUGCCUGGAAUGUUAGGAGCGGAAAGGUUGCACGCUGGGGAAGCACAGAUAAUGAACCACCACUAGUAAGGUGGGCUCCAGGAUCCUUGAUGUUCGUGACAGGAUCUUCAGAACUGUCCUGCUGGGUUCCGGAUCUGUCCAAGCUGGGAUCCUUUACCGUUACCAAGUAGAUGCAAAUGAUAAGAGGUGGACUGACUUUUCUUGGGAGUCCCGCUUGUCUCUGUAGAUUCUGCCGUGUGGCUGGUUUAUGUGACUCGUUAAGAACAAGCAUACCAGCCUAACCUUCUUUUCAUGCUUCGUACUCAUCUUCCUGUGGUAACCUUUUACAAUUAAAUGGAUUCUUACCAUCAGCUGCGACUGCGAGCCUGAGGAACAGCUAUAGCUAAAUGAGUUGUGAUCCUUGGGUGGUUGUUCUUGAUAGCAGUAUUUUAGUUUUACUCUUUGGCUGGUGACGACUUUUACCGAUGUACUUAUCAUGGAUUCGCAGGCUUUCAUGUCACCUAACAUGAAGCAUGGCUGGCUUGACUUUA
Setaria italica (foxtail millet) is the source of this 1963-nucleotide messenger RNA. RefSeq names its product protein ANTHESIS POMOTING FACTOR 1. Gene Ontology annotation, cellular component: Set1C/COMPASS complex. Lineage: Eukaryota; Viridiplantae; Streptophyta; Magnoliopsida; Poales; Poaceae. The coding region runs from base 620 to 1603 and encodes 327 amino acids. The record is from RefSeq and is a predicted model, not a curated record. The transcript is spliced from 13 exons. Gene Ontology annotation, molecular function: protein binding; chromatin binding.